Psylliodes chrysocephalus is the source of this 2195-nucleotide messenger RNA. NCBI's taxonomy places the organism in Eukaryota, Metazoa, Arthropoda, Insecta, Coleoptera, Chrysomelidae. The record is from the annotation of a GenBank genome assembly.
CUCUCUUUCUACUACCUCCAUGGUUCAAUCAAAACAUAAUUCAAUUAGACUUUCUAAAAGCCAUGUGUCGAGUCUCUGUCGAGCAGUCUAUUUUCGCACUACAUCCUACAUUAAAGGUAAUUUAUUUACAAAAAUAUUUUGCGGUUGGCAGAAUACUAAAAUUAAAAGUCAUUUGUCAUAUUUAACGCCAAAUUAACAAUGUAGCAAACGAAUUAUACAUUUUAUUUAGAUAAAUAUUUUAAAUUAUAGUAAGAUAAAUCACAAGGAAAGGUCUAUUAAAAAUAUUUAUAGAUGUAGUUAAUUAUCGAAAAUAUGCAAGAACAGCAGGCUGAAGAGAACGUCACUCUUAUAGAAGAUUUUUACGGGUACUACUAUGAUACUAACGGAUACGCCCACAAAGUGAGCAGGUUCACUUGGAGAAAUCUUAACAAAAUCGAAGUUAAAGUCAUCAAUUAUGGAGCUAGGAUCACCUCUAUCAGUUAUCCAGAUAGAAAUGGUGUAGUUGAUGAUAUUGUGUUAGGCUUCGAUGAUCUAAGUGGCUACAUCUUCUACAAUAAAUACUAUUUUGGAGCAACCAUCGGUCGUAUGACCAAUUUGGUGCGAAAUUCCACAAUAAACAUUGGUAAAAAGCAUCGUCACGUUAAACCCAAUACGCCAGAACAUCAUCAGAAGAAUGGAGGAACCAUAGGUUUCGACCAAAAGAUAUGGGAUUCCCACAUCGAAGGUAAAAAAGUAAUUAUGAGUUAUGUUAGUCCAGAUGGCGAAGAAGGAUAUCCAGGUAGCCUAAUGACCCAAAUAACAUUCGAACUUUCCGAAAAAAAUGAGUUCAAAAUCGAUAUGGAGUCUGUUUCUUCACUACCGACAUCCAUAAACCUAUCAAACUUGCUAUAUUUCAACCUGGCGGGUCAUUACGCAGGUCCAGAGCAUAUUUACAAGCAUAUUUUAACUUUAAAUUGCAAUUGUUUUACUGUACAGGAUGAAAAUGGUUUCAGUACUGGUGAAGUGAGAAACGUUGUUCAUACUAUAUAUGAUUUUCAAAUUCCGAAAACUUUGGGAAAAGUUAUUGGAAUUACAGCAAAAGAUGGUUUUUACCAAAACUUAUGCGUGAAUAAAGGCGCCAAUCAAGACGUCUGCUUCGUAGCUAGAGUUCUUCAUCCACCAAGCGGCAGAUUAAUAGAAUUAUACAGCAAUCAGUACGGAGUCCAAUUAGAUACAGCCAAUUCGUUCGGUUACGGCCUCAUCCAAUCCUUAGAGGAAAUAAUGUCUGCAGACACGGUCAAAAGCGGCAAGAGCGCUGUGAGCGGUAAGAGCGCUGUAAGUGGCAAAAGCGCCGUCAGCUAUAAGAGCGCCGUAAGCGGCAAAAGCGCUGUAAGCGGCAGAAGCGCUGUAAGCGGCAAAAGCGCUGUAAGCGGCAAAAGCGAUGCGAGCGGUAAAAGUGGUGGCAACAAGAGCGAAAAAGAGAAAGAAGAUGAAUACGAUCCACAAUUACAACUAAUAGAGGAAAUAUAUACUAAACUGGCCGAUGAACUGCACGAAGAAAAGAAUAACGAUUAUACUGAACUCCGAGACUUCAUUGCAAUGCUGAGGGCAUCUACCAACAAAGUGACGUUGCCGAUAGAGGACUCUGUUGUCGAUUUCGUUUGUGACGAUCUGGAAACUCUGGAAAAGAUUUGUCAAACUCCUAAACAGAUCAAUUAUUUGAAAUUGAUUCAGCAAGCAUUAGAAGACAUUUCUGACGAUGAUGAAUACAUAUGGCUGACUGAUGUAGUCGAUCUGAUCAUUCAGUACAGCGAAGCUGCGUACAAUAAAGAAAAAGCUAGGAAGGGUGCAAGUGCUGACGAGUCACGCCAAGUACCCCCCACACCACCACCCUCAGUAGCAGCGACAUCUCUACAAUCGAAAAUAAAAAAACCCAAAUCUCCCAACGACAUACCAACAUACUAUCAAACGGCUGACAGAGUUAUAGGAAAAAGUCGAAGACUGUACACGAUGCACGGUGGUAUAGCUCUCCAAACUCAGAAUUAUCCCAAUUGCGCGAACAUCGAGCAUUUUCCCAAUUGUAUACUAAAACCUGGCGACAAGUAUACACAUAGUAUCACUUACAAGUUUUGGAUAAGAUCCGGGAAUCCCAGUAGGUGGAUCAAGAGGAACCAACGUGAAAUGACUCAAAUGCAAAAAGAUACCGCUUGAAAAUG